This is a messenger RNA of Yamadazyma jaroonii, 1398 nucleotides long. NCBI's taxonomy places the organism in Eukaryota, Fungi, Ascomycota, Pichiomycetes, Serinales, Debaryomycetaceae. The record is from the annotation of a GenBank genome assembly.
AUGCUGUCUUCGUACAAUCCAGGUGGUCAGAAUGUUAGAGUUGUAAGUGAUUUAUCAAGAUUUGAGUUUGAAAGUCCAACGCCCAAAAUUAGAUCGAGAAAUCCCACUCCUCCUUCGAAUAAUCAUAGUCUGCAAACUGAGAGUCCCCAGUUACUUCAUAAACCUUCAUUUCAUGACGAAAUACUAUCUGAGCCAAGGCCACCUUUCACUGGCCGUCAAAGAAGUAGGACAUUGAUUGAAAUCGCCGAAUCUAGUACGCUUCCUAAGGCUAGAGAUAAUACUUAUGAUUAUGAUGAUAUUUACAAAUACUAUGAGAAACAAUCCAAUUCUUCAGUAGCUGAUUUGAGUAAUGCAGAGGGCUUUUAUCCAUAUCCUUCAUCUUUGAAAGACGAACCUGUACCAACCAAUGGCUUUGGUUUAUCAACAUUCCCUGAACAGCAUUCUGUAGGAACUCCAAUAACUAAUCAAACAUCUAUCAUGAAUCCUCAUACUUCAGGCACAUUGACGAACAACAAUUACUUCAAUAAUAAUUACAAAGACAAAGAUUUACCUCCUAUAAUGGAUACUCAACAAUAUUAUCAAUUCACUAAUAAUGUUAGUGAUGAAUCAGUUUACAAAUCUAAUGAUACUUUAAGUUUCUCAUCCAAACAACAGAAAACAGAAAAUCACCUUGUGAAAAGUGUUAUGAACAGAAGAUUAUUCUCGUUUAGACCAGGAAAUAUUAUGAAUGAUGAAGGUUUCGAAGGUAGAGAGAUAGUAAUUACUGUUAAUUUCCUUCUUUAUUUCUUUGAGAUGAUAGUAGCUAUCAUAAUUAUCAUAUUAUCUAGUGUUCUAGUGAGAGAGGAUAUGGAUAUUGCUUCUGGAAUUUAUAGAUACUUUAUUGCUGAUUCGGCGAUAUCAUUGAUUAUCUCAAUACUUUUCAUGACCACCGUUGUCAACUUUGAGAAACGUAAUGGGAGUUUUUACGUGACAUGUGCAUGUAUUUUAUCAUUGGUUUCCUUUAUAAUAACCAUAAGUACUGUCAUUCCCAGUGACGCUUGUAAAACUGCUUCAAUCUGUAGCACCAGGAAAGCUAAUAGUGCAUUCCUCAUCAUUUCAUUCUUCUUAUGGUUGAUUGAUUUGGUGAUGUUUUUAACCACUUUAUAUAUUUCAAGAUUGAAUUUGUUAACGGAAUUGAAUUUCGAUUAUAGUCACAAGGGUUUAGAAAAAGAAUUUAAUAAAUCAUUAUCGGAUGGAUCAACUGUUAAUUUUAAUCAGGAACAUAAUGAUGAUUUAUUAGACCCUAGAAGUGGUCAACCUUUAAGACAAUAUUACUUGAAUGAAGUUGGUGAAAUGUAUGAGUUGACAGAUGACUUCGAUGUAAGGGGUAAGAAUAAAAUAAUUGUUUAUACUGUAUAA